CUACAUCGAGCAGUCGGUUAGAACGCCCGUGAUCAGUUUAUUCUCGGAACAAUGACAAUCAAAUCAUUAGAAAUCAGUUUAAAAUAAUUUAAAAAAUAGCUGAAACAUUGAAUCAUUUGAUUUGAAAUAAGAAAAUUCUUAAUAUUAUAAUACCGAAAAUGGGGAUGGAACUCGUUACACCAAUGAAAUAAUGUGAUUUCAGUUUGUUAAGUAAAUAGUACACCGUAAAAGAUAGCAUCUACAGGUUAGAACCGUGAAUGGAAAUCGGUUCAUCAUUUAUUUAGAGGCUAAUAAAAUCGAUAAAAUGUCAUUUGGAUACCAUGUAUCUAUUCCAGUAUUAAACGGGCAUGGUGACCGGUAAAAAAAACGCAAGACGUAUCCUAUGGUAGUGCCCUGUUCAACCAUCGUUAUGUGACAUUUAACAUCGCAACCUCGUGAGUGAUACCUGCCUUCAUUUGGAUGUCCUAGAAUUGUGCGAUCGAGAAGAGAGAAAAAAUGCGCCCUUCAUUGAUGCAAAGUCCCAUUGUGAGAAAUGAUGUCCUCCUGUGGUAAUUACUGAGCUACCUCUGAGGUAGAAAUUUAAGUGUUGUAAAGAGAGAGACCUCGAUUUAGUCGCAUAUAUGAAGCACCAUCUCAAUACAAACGCCAAAUAAACGAAGUGUUGCCAAUUGUAACUGGAAAAGAAACGUAAAGCACCUAUUAUAAAACGAUCGAUAUGUAUGAAUUUUAAAUAGAUUGGCUUGGAGUGGUGUAACCGAUUUACAGCGUUGUUGCUUGUGGAAAGUGGCUAAAGAGAUAAUGAAUCAAUUUAAACUUGGAGAAUAAAGCUAUAGCGAGUGGCUCUUCUACCAGUGGAAUUAUAAUCGUUAUAGAAUGAGUGACGCCAAUCAAGAACCUCCCAGUAAUAGUAGUGAAAUUAGUGAGUCUAUAAAUAGUUCUAUUCUAGUUAAAAUAACUCCAAGCCAAGACGGUGAAAGUGAUAAAACGGCGAGCACUACCAUUUCACUCGACGGACCAUACACAAGUGAAGUAAAACCAGCCCGAAAUGGAAGUUUACCGGAAAGUUUACUAUACAGAAAUUCACUCAAUGUGAUACUGCCAAAUUUCAUCGAGCAUGAACAGCGUGCCAGUUUUCCGUUUCCUGAAGUACAACGCCACAGACAACCAAGGACAACCCAUUCAAGCCCAAUCAAGGCCAGCCGAAGAUUCAGCCAAGAUUCGCACGCCUUUGUAACGUGUAAUAGAAGUGUCGAGGAAGCUAAUAAGAUAAACAAGCAGAGCGAUCAGGAUCAAUUAUUUAUGCGACACAGCACCGACAACAUUCAUGCUAUUAAUAACUUUCCGUGCUGCAGUGGACCUACAAUUGGCAUAAAUGGUGGGAUGGGCUCAUACAUGAAACACAUCAACGACAACAGUAACGGAAAUAAUACCAAUGGAAACAGUAUCUCCAACAAAUUCACUGUCACCAGGACGAACAGCACCAAUACUACGGGCGAGCUGGACACACACGGUACGGUUUCCACGGCAUCUGUCCAUCAGUCAAGCGAUUGCAAUCACCACGUGGCCACCGAUGGCAUAACUUCUGGUUACCAUGACGCCUCGCAGGACUCGAUGAAUGAGGUAGACACCGGUAGGCUAGAGGUAGCGAAUGGAAAAUCACUAUCUACCCUGGACGACAUUAUGGAAAGUCCCUUACUGAAAAGUCCAGUUGAAAAAUGGCUCGAGGCACAGGACAACGCUUUGAAGCAAAUGAACGAUAACGACGACCGCAAUCGAAGUCCCGAUCCCUACAGCAAAAUAUUUGGCCCCAAGAUAACGAACGAGAACAUACCGGGAACUCCGAUGGACCCGUCCGAUAUAGCUUCGAACUUCAACCAAAGCUUUACCUCGAGCACUAUGCAGAUGACAAACGAAAGGAGAAGAUCGUCGUCCAAACUGCUAGGAGGUGGUUCGCCAUUUAGGGCGGGUGGCAGAGAUGAUAAGGACUCAUCGAAUCGAAACAGUAUAGACGACACGAGUAAUAGGCGACGAACGUCGCAGCAAUCGAACGAUACUCGAAGGCCCAGUAAGCAAGAUAAAGAGGGUCUGGAUCCCGAGUCCCUGAUGUUCCGUGACGGGCGACGAAAAAUCGACAUGAUCUUAUGCUACGAGGAGGAAGACGAAGGUGUGAUGACAGAGAUUGAAGCACUGAAACGGCAUCAGCGCAAAAUUUUCCAGGAAAGCCUCGUCAAGGAAGGGUUGGAAAUAGAAAUCGAGCACAAAUCACAAUCGUUCGACGAAAAAACGUAUUUCAUUAAGGUGCACAUACCGUGGCGAACGGAGUCCCGCUACGCUGAAGUUAUGAACCUGAAAUUACCGGUCAAACGGUUCAUCACGAUCAGUGUGAAGGAGGAGGAAUCUACUCUAAGAAAACACCAAAAUAAGUGGCUUGCCUACUGGAACAAGCUUAUGUCUGUGACUGAGUACAACUACAGUCGAAUCGAGAAGGAGCCGUCAUUCUACUCGGCGACAGCCAACGGUAACCCAGAGGAACAGUUUAUAGUUAAGGAUCGAUGUACCACCUACAACAGUGCUCAACGCAGUCUGAUAGUGAUGCAAAUUUUAAUGCGAACGCGAUUCGAUGAAACCGAAAAGGCUAACAAUGUCGGAAUCAAAAGACUGCUGAACGAUGGAACCUAUCUCGCGUGUUUUCCACUUCACGAGGGCCGGUAUGAGCGGAAUCACUCAUCUGGAGCCAUAUUCGAUAGGCGUUUACUGUAUUUGGAGUGGGCCCGGCCGGCCAAAUGGUACAAGAAACAACCGCUAUGCCUCAUUCGAAAGUACUUUGGGGACAAAAUUGCUCUGUACUUUUGCUGGUUAGGGUUUUACACUAAAAUGUUGUAUGCUCCAGCCAUCGUUGGAUUUUUCUGUUUCCUGUAUGGAUUGGCAUCUAUGGAUUCCAGCGAUAACAUUCCAACGAAAGAGAUUUGCGAUGAAAAUGGACCGGGAAACAUCACAUUGUGUCCUCUCUGCGAUCGAGCCUGUAGCUAUCAACAGCUAUCGGAAUCGUGCUUAUUUGCGCAGUUGACGUACUUGUUCGAUAACCCAUCUACGGUAUUCUUCGCCAUCUUCAUGUCGUUCUGGGCAACGACGUUUCUGGAAAUGUGGAAACGCAAACAAUCGGUUCUGAUAUGGGAGUGGGAUCUACAGAACAUCGAAAAUGAAGAAGAUACUCGUCCCGAGUUCGAAACGUCCGUUAAAACGUUCCGGACGAAUCCGGUUACCCGCGAAAAGGAACCCUACAUGCCAACUUGGGACCGUGCCAUUCGAUUCUUCGCAACGUCUAGUGCCGUCCUGUUCAUGAUAGCAGUAGUUUUAGGCGCCGUUCUGGGGACUAUCAUUUAUAGAAUUUCACUCGUAUCUGUGAUCUAUAGUGGCGGAGGUCGAUUUUUCCGCAAGCAUGCCAAACUCUUCACCACGAUGACUGCUGCCUUAAUCAAUCUUAUCAUUAUUAUGAUUUUAACUCGAAUUUACCACAAACUAGCUAUCUACCUAACCAAUUUAGAAAACCCUCGUACACAAACGGAGUACGAGGACUCGUAUACCAUCAAAAUAUUCGUGUUCGAAUUCAUGAAUUUUUACAGUUCGCUGAUCUACAUUGCGUUCUUCAAGGGACGCUUUUUCGACUAUCCGGGAGACGACGUGGCGCGGAAGAGUGAAUUCUUCCGCCUGAAGGGCGACAUCUGUGACCCGGCGGGGUGUUUGAGUGAGCUCUGCAUCCAGCUAGCGAUCAUCAUGGUAGGAAAACAGUGCUGGAACAAUCUGAUGGAGUACUUUUUCCCAGCAUUUUACAACUGGUGGCGACAGCGGAAGCAUAAACAACUAACAAAGGAUGAAACUCAUCUGCACAUGGCAUGGGAGCAGGAUUACCACCUUCAAGAUCCAGGACGAUUGGCCUUAUUCGACGAGUACCUCGAAAUGAUCGUCCAAUAUGGCUUUGUGACCCUGUUUGUGGCCGCCUUUCCGUUGGCUCCUCUGUUUGCAUUACUCAACAACAUUGCCGAAAUUCGGCUGGAUGCCUACAAGAUGGUUACGCAAUCGAGACGACCUCUGGCGGAACGUGUCGAGGAUAUUGGAGCAUGGUACGCGAUUCUGAAGAUUAUUACCUACACCGCUGUUGUGUCAAAUGCAUUUGUGAUAGCGUACACCAGUGAUUUCAUUCCUCGCAUGGUUUACAAAUAUGUUUAUUCGCCUCAAUUUACUCUACAUGGAUACAUCGAACAUUCGCUCUCAGUUUUCAACACGUCCGACUACAAGGACGAAUGGGGCACCAAAACCGAAUCGGAUCCAGACAUCUGCCAGUACCGAGGGUACCGCAAUGGUCCAACUGAUGAGGAGCAGUACGGUUUGAGUCCUCACUAUUGGCACGUUUUUGCUGCACGAUUGGCGUUUGUGGUGGUGUUCGAGCACAUAGUGUUUGUCCUGACGGGAAUCAUGCAGUUCAUUAUUCCGGAUAUCCCCGUGGAGGUGAAGACGCAAAUGCAACGUGAACAAAUGCUCGCCAAGGAAGCCAAAUAUCAGCAUGGGCUAAAGAAAUCGCGCGAUACGGAUUACGAAGAGAUUCUGCAGGCCCUCAGAGCGCAAAGCAACAACAGCAGGCAAGGAAUACGCGGAAGCUGGGCACGACGAUUGAGCCGCCUGAGUGACGGACUGGAUGCCCACGUGGAAGUUUCGAACCGUCCGCGACAAUCGCUGGAAUCAACCGUCUGGGAAGUGACAUAACAAUAAUGAACAUUCAGUAGAUGCAAAUAUAUCGUUUAUUAAAUUAUUGUACAUUAUCCAUAUGUGAAAUAAACAUUCCGAUCGCGGCCAUUUUUUUCGUAA
This is a messenger RNA of Aedes aegypti (yellow fever mosquito), 4863 nucleotides long. RefSeq names its product anoctamin-4. The record is from RefSeq and is a predicted model, not a curated record. Gene Ontology annotation, biological process: chloride transmembrane transport. Gene Ontology annotation, cellular component: plasma membrane. The coding region runs from base 874 to 4761 and encodes 1295 amino acids. The transcript is spliced from 13 exons. NCBI's taxonomy places the organism in Eukaryota, Metazoa, Arthropoda, Insecta, Diptera, Culicidae. Gene Ontology annotation, molecular function: protein dimerization activity; chloride channel activity.